Molecule: messenger RNA, 294 nt
Organism: Haemonchus placei
Lineage: Eukaryota; Metazoa; Nematoda; Chromadorea; Rhabditida; Trichostrongylidae
Source: the annotation of a GenBank genome assembly
AUCCUACCACUUCCACCUAAUGACUUCACGAACAGAGUAAACAGAGCGGAGGAGACAUCAGCAAUUAGAAAAAUGCGUCAUCCAGUCCCUGGUGGUCCAAUGUGCUGUUCACCGACGGCCUUUGCUGUGAUGAAUAUACAUUUUAGACUGCUCGAAUCAGCUUACUACUUCACGUCGAUUGUCCACACAUCUGGUUUGGAAAUCGACUACAAUCGAACGAGUUUCCGGCAGAAAUUGGAAGAAGCUUUAGAAAAAGCUAAAGAAGGUUUACCACCAACAGUAAUUUGGCAAUAA